AUGGUCUCACUGAAGACAUGGCUUUUGAGGUUCAAGAAGAUGAAAGAUACUGCAGAACCCAAAUCAGGAAAUGCUCAAAGGAAAUGGAAUAAAGGUCGAGUUCACCAUGGUGAUGAUGAUGGCUCUUUUUGGAGGAAUUCGUUUGAUAAAGAAAGGUAUGAAGAUGAGGAGAUGAAGUGGAAUUCAGAUUAUCGGCUCAAUGUUUCUCCAGUAAGUUGUGGAGGUUUCAAAAAGUCUUCGACUGGAAGAACAAUGAGAGAGAUUGUUGAUGAAGAAUCAAGAAAAGGGAGAGUGGAUUCUACAGAAUCAGUGAAAAAAGUUGUGUUUGAAGACAAACCUGAGCUCGUAAUUCAAGAAACAUCUGCAGAUAAUAUCGAGACUUUCUUGAAGUCGGAUAAAAACAUGAAAAUGGAGGAGAUCGUGUUGAAGAAUGAGAAACAGCGGAGAAGGUCAAAGCAGGGUCGUCAAGCCAACGCUCAUUCUCCAAGAACACUAACCAGGGUUGAACGCAGAAUCAAAGCUCUUGAAAGCAUGAAGAGAACGAGGUUGAAGAUAAAAGAGUUGAAUGCAUUUAGUGUCAGUCUUGACUGCAAUGCCAUCGUGAAAAGCUCAUUUGAUCCAGAGACGGACUUCAGAGAGUCGAUGAUGGAGAUGAUGAUAGUGAAAGGAAUCAGGCAACGAGACCAGCUGGAGGAACUCUUGGCUUGUUAUUUGACAUUAAAUUGUGAUGAUUAUCAUCAACUUAUUGUUAAGGUCUUCCAACAGACUUAUAAUCAAUUUGUAGCUUUGUAG
Messenger RNA from Lactuca saligna, 792 nucleotides. The record is from the annotation of a GenBank genome assembly. NCBI's taxonomy places the organism in Eukaryota, Viridiplantae, Streptophyta, Magnoliopsida, Asterales, Asteraceae.